Messenger RNA from Caenorhabditis angaria, 647 nucleotides. The record is from the annotation of a GenBank genome assembly. NCBI's taxonomy places the organism in Eukaryota, Metazoa, Nematoda, Chromadorea, Rhabditida, Rhabditidae.
AUGACUCGAACAACUCUAUCAGAAUUAUCAGAAGAUGAUCAAAAAUUGGUGCAACAAGCUAGAGAUAUUAUGGCAAAUGCUUAUUGGUAUGUUUGAUGUUUGGAGGCUAUUUUUCCUAAAUCUCACUAUUCGAUAAAUUUCUAAAUUAAUCAUUUUUUUAGCCAAUACAGCAAAUUCAAAGUUGGUGCAGCUCUUUUGUGUAAAAAUGGUGAAGUAAUUGUUGGUGCAAAUCACGAAAAUGCCUCUUAUGGUGCAACUAUUUGCGCAGAGAGAAGUGCAUUUGCGAAUGCACUCACUAAGGGUCACCGUGAAUUCACAGCAAUCGCUGUUUGUGAGUUUUAGAAAAUAUUUUCAGUUUUGGAUACGCAAAUAUUUUUUCAGCCACUGAGCUCGAAGAUCCUUGUUCACCAUGUGGAAUUUGUCGUCAAUUUCUCAUCGAGUUUGGAAAAUAUAAAGUGAGUAUUUCUGUCUAUAAUUUUCUAAAAUAAUGUCCGAACCUGAAAAAAACCCUUUUUCAUUUUCAGGUAAUCCUCAGUUCUUCCACAACUAAUGACAUUAUUUUGACUGAUACCUAUGAACUUUUGCCAUACGCAUUCACACCAAAAUCAUUGGACGAUCAUGAAAAUGAGCAAAAACAUCAUAAAUAA